This is a messenger RNA of Diachasmimorpha longicaudata, 3308 nucleotides long. RefSeq names its product zinc finger protein DPF3 (gene d4). Gene Ontology annotation, cellular component: MLL3/4 complex. Gene Ontology annotation, molecular function: transcription coactivator activity; histone binding; histone H3K4 methyltransferase activity. The transcript has 9 exons. Lineage: Eukaryota; Metazoa; Arthropoda; Insecta; Hymenoptera; Braconidae. Bases 113 to 1681 code for a protein of 522 amino acids. The record is from RefSeq and is a predicted model, not a curated record. Gene Ontology annotation, biological process: positive regulation of transcription by RNA polymerase II.
GCAGUCCCUUAUUUUCUCCAUAGCCUAGUUGAGCGUUCCGGCAGCUCCCUGAAGGCCUGAACGCCCUAACAUUGGGCGAAACUCCUUUCUCAGAGAGACGCUUGACGACAAAAUGACGGCGGUUGCCAUACCGUCAUCUCAUUCCAUCAUAAAUGUCGUCAACGAAGCAAAUCUCAACAAAAUUGAAAGCUUCCUCAAUGACACGGCGUACAGGGAAGCCAUUGAGAACUCGUCCACGUAUAAUAGCAGAUUAUGCCGAGAACGGAGGUUACGAAUGCCUUUCCUCGAUUCGCAAACGGGCGUAGCUCAGAAUCAUUCAAAUCUCUUCAUGUCGUCCCGAGAACGUCUCCCGGGUCUUCAACACGGCCAAAUCUAUACAUAUCCAAGUAAAAGAUGGCGGAAAAAACGAAGACAAUACCUAAUGCAUUAUCUUCAUCCAAAACGUGGUAGAGGAGACUUGGACGAUGGAAUCGAGGUGGAUGGAAAUGUUGCAGGUAUCAAUGAUGACAGCAAAGAAUCAGCUGCUUUGAAAGGUUUCACCAUGAAUUUCGCAGAUGAGCACAGCAAGGACGCCUGGUACUACGAUGAAGAAGAUAUGCUGGACAUGGAUGCGUUUGAGGAGAGGGACCAAGAUAGUGAUUACGAUUAUGAGGAGAGUUAUAGUAGUAAAAGGAAGAGGAGAAGAGGGCCAAGAGGAGGUGGACAUCAUCCAGCAAGAAGUCAUCCACCAGCAACUGACAGCCCAGGACCAAAAAGAACAAAAGGCGGUGGGAGAGGACGAAAAAAAGCCAACUACGAUGCUGGUGAUUCUGACAAGCCAUUCGUGUGUGACCUAUGCAGCGCACGGUAUAAAACCAGACCCGGUCUGGUCUACCAUUACGGUCAUUCCCACUCUACUUCCUCUGGUGAUCCUGCUAAGGAACUAAGUCCCAGUCCUGCCGAUGUUGAAUCACGGAGCGUUGCAGACACCGCUGCUUCGGACCAGCCAGGUGGUACACGUCGGGGGCGACAGAGUACAACUGCCACCUCGAGUACCUCGAGUCCCUCCCCCGUGGCGAAUGUGAAUCCGACUGUCGGUGCACCGCCUCAGCCGUCGCAGCAGCAACAGCUGCCGCCGGUUCAGACGAGCGCUCCACCAGUCUCACCUACUGUCUCAGCUCCCAAGGAGGAACUUCAAUUGAUGACCGUUGGAUCACCAUCGGCUGUUACAUCACCAGGACCAAUGAGACCGGACGUUGGUAUAGCUACUGGAUUAACGGGUAAUCUUGGUGGUAAUCCAAUGGGGCCCACUGUUGGUGGACAAACAAUCGAUAAGAAGACCGGUAAAACGCCACAACCAUCGCCCUACUGUGAUUUCUGUCUUGGUGAUGCUAGGGAGAAUAAAAAAACUGGUGGUUCCGAGGAAUUGGUCUCAUGCAGCGAUUGCGGUCGUUCAGGGCACCCAACUUGUUUGCAAUUUACUGCAAAUAUGAUCGUUUCUGUACGCAAGUACAGGUGGCAGUGUAUCGAGUGCAAGUGUUGUUCCAUAUGUGGCACCUCUGACAAUGACGAUCAGUUGCUGUUCUGUGAUGACUGUGAUCGCGGAUACCAUAUGUAUUGUCUAUCCCCACCUCUGGCAACUCCACCCGAGGGUUCCUGGUCGUGUCGUCUGUGCAUUGCCGAGUUUCAUCGACGCGAGUGAACCACAAGCCGAGAGAAUCUUACAAAAUAAUCAUUAAAAAAAAAAAAAAUUUACAAAGUAACAUGGGUGCUGAUGGUCAUACUCAACAAUGGUCGCUCGAGUGAAUCGUGGCAGCUGUUUCCGUCGUUAUAAAAAGGGCCUCUUGUACGUACUCUUGUUUCCUGAAACCACCUGUUGGUGGAUCGUAUGAUCCGAACAAGAGUCAUCUUUCAAUUGAAAAAAAAUAAACAAUUUUUUUCAUUUUUUGAAUUAAAAGCAAUUCAACUCCUCAUAGUUUCUAACGUAGAAUUCUCAUCUUCUUCUUCUACAUUGAUUAUCCCGAUGCAUUUUACAUUGGUAAUAGUAAAUUUCUAAACGAUACUGCAGAUAAAUAGUUGAAACGCGAAAUAGUAACGAAGUAGUUAUCAGUUUCACACGUGAUUUUAAUGGUUAUUACGUCUCAGGCGCUGGUGAUCUCAGAAGUAUAAUUAAUCUUGUAACUAAUUAAUUCUGAAUACUGUAAAGAAUUUUAUAAAUAAAAGAGAACAAUGCUCCUUAGGUAGAAUCGAGAAUUGAAAUCCAAUGAAGAAAAACAAAAGACAAAGUGAAUGAUAAUUGUCCGUAAACAAACAUUGAAUUGAAAAGAAAAAAAAUGAAUGAAAGUUUUAAUGAAUUAUACACCCCAGGCUCAGCUGAAAUCUUUUUCUAUAUUAAACAAAGUAAUAGAACUUAUAAUUGUAGCCAGAGAUGGAGACUGAUUCGCAAAUCAAUCGAAACCGUUGUAACGUCUUUCAAGAUUUGUCGUGAAAUAAUGUGAAAUGAAUUUAAUAAUAUUAAACAUAAUGGUGUAAAAAAACGUAUGGACAAUAUAGUGAAACUGAAAAGAACUAGCUGGAUGUACGAUAGAUACGACAAUACCUUCUAGAUAACAGAAAGCGAAAAUGUAAUUACCCGGAUUUUUUCUUGAGUCUGUUUCAAAGUUUUUUUUUUUCCUAGUUUUAAUUUUAUUGGAAAAACUCAAACUGUUUUGAAUAAUCUCCAUGAAUGUGAGAUCGCAGUAAUGGAAAAAGAAUACUUCAAGAAUGCCAUAAUACUAAUCAUUUAAUUGAGAAAAUUAAAAAACUGACAUUCGUGCAUAGAUUGAAGGUUGUCUCUUCAUCUGUAUGUAUCAUAAUAUUCAAGCUUUUACACUUAAAAAAAAUAUCGUGCGAUAACUGUUUAGCUCUAACACACCAAUCAAUGCAAACGAAUGGAGGAAGAGGUGAAACCAUGAUUUAACGAAAAUUUGAGGAAGAAAGACCGAGAAUAACGAGAAAACAAUUCUGGAUAGCCGUAAAUGCAUGUUUUUUUUUCUCCCCUAACGUCGGAUGAUUUUUCAUUUCAAUUGUUGUUCAGCUCAGUAUUUUUAUAUUUUAUAUACAUGGAGUGUACUUAAGUUAAGUUGCAAAUGAAAAAAAAAACGAGAUUGAAACAUGGAAUUGUACAUUAAAACAAAUCACCUGAAUUUAGAAAUUAAUUGAUCGAUUAAUCAUGCGAAUGAGAUUGUAUUUUGAGUUGAUCAUUACUGGUGAUUCAGGAUUCAAUUUUUUAUAUCGCUUAUUUUCAAUGAUUGUACGCAAAUUGCUAAUAAAUGAUUAGUUUCUACUAA